Messenger RNA from Chara braunii, 4246 nucleotides. NCBI's taxonomy places the organism in Eukaryota, Viridiplantae, Streptophyta, Charophyceae, Charales, Characeae. The record is from the annotation of a GenBank genome assembly.
UCGCGAUUUUCUGCACUCCUCUGCAAACACGUCCAGAUUCAGGCGUUCAAUCCAACCCUCGUUGCUAGGUAGUUGGACCUCGCACAGCUGCGUGGCCAAUCGUUCGUUACUGCCUGAGUGUUUCUUUUCGUCGUUGCUUUUUCUGGAGAUUGUCGCAAAACCGACAAUUUUGAAGGGGGAAAAAACAAAGAUUGUCGCAAAACCGACACACACAAAAAAAAAGCAAGCUCUGCUGCUAGGAAAUUUUCAGACAAACGAUGAAGUGCGCCAUGAACUUCUCUGUUUGCCAUAGCAGCCGCCAUUGCUGCCACGUGGCCGCAUGCGAUCAGAGUCCUGCUGCUGUACGCCACGUGGCUGCAUGUCGUCCAAGUUCUCCCCAUGCACGCCGCGUGGCUGCAUGUUGUCCAAGUCCUGCCCAUGCACGCCACGUGGCUGCAUUUGAUCAGAGUUUUGCGGCACGCCACGUGGCCGCGUGUCAUGGAAGUCGUGCUGCUGUACGCCACGUGGCUGCAUGUCAUCCGAGUCCUCCCGAUUUUCGCCACGUGGCUGCAUUCUGCCAUUGCUCUGCGGCGCCCCACGUGGCUGCAUGUCAUACAGGCCACUUGGUUGCACUUCAUCAAUCUCCUCCUGCACGCCACGUGGCUGCAUGUCAUCAAAGUCCUCCCCCUGCACGGCUCUCUGCGAUCGAUGCUAUCCUUCUCUCUGCUCCGGAUCAGAUUAAUGGCGGGAAAUCGUGGCAAUGGAUAAGGAGCAGUGCUGCUGCAGCUCGGCGCGCUGCUGCCUUAUCUCAAAGAUCAGCAGGCGAGUGUCUCUCCUCCAAUUAUAAGAGAGCAAGUUACGUAAACCAGAGCAGAAGAGGACGAUGGCGCAGCAGGAAAUCGGCGCGCUUAUCCUCGUUGGGUGAUUCACAGCAAGCGCGACGUGGCAACUCUUCCUGCUCCUCCUCGUCUUCCUCCUCCUUCUCCUCCUCCUCCUCCUCCUCCUCCUCCCGCUCCUUGUCCUCUUCCUUCUCUUCCUUCUCCUAUUCCUACUCCUCCUCUUCCUUCUCCUCUUCCUUCUCAUCCAUCUCCUCCUCCUCCACCUCUUCUUCUUCUUCUUGUCGGAUCGGUUUUCUAUGCGCGGCGGUUAACACAAGAAUGGCGAGGGUAACGGGGACAAACGGCGGGAAUCUGCUUUCUGCCCGUUACGUUUGCCGCUCUUGCGUUAGCCGCUGGUGUGGUAGCGGGUGCUGCUUCCCAUCUGCUACCCAUUUGUCUUCUCCUUUUCUUACCCGAAAAGCAAAACAAGGGCGUUCUCCUUUUUCUCCUUCUUAUUCUUCUUCCUUUUUAGGAAUUUGUGUGGAUUGUCUGAGUUGUGUCCCUCUUUCCCGCCGCCGGCUUUCCCGCCAUCGCCGCCGAAUUCCCGCCGCUGCGAUUCGGACUUCGCUCCCGCCGUCAUCUCCUCGAUCUCGACGUGAGCUCUCACAAUUCCUCCUCCCUGCUUUCUCCUCCCUCUCCCCAUCCUCCUUCCCCGCCGCGACCGUACUAAUUAGCACCACUUCCAGGAGAUCUCUCUGCCCCUUCUUGAUCGACUCUGCCCAGCCCUUUGCGAAAAUUAGACGUCGCUCGAGCGGGAUCGCCAGAGGGAGGUCCAAUCGCGGCUCGGGCACGCCGCAAAAAGCCAAGGCGAGGGAGCUGAAGAAAUCCAAUCAACGCCGCAAGUAUCAGCGGCAGAGAAGGCGGGAAACGGAUACCGGCGGCGAUGGCGGAGGAGGGUCCGAUCUUGCCGGUGACGGUCUGGAGAUCGACGAAUCUAGACCGUUGAUGAUGGACCAAGCCAUCGGACAAGUAGUGACAGCUCAAGCGAACUUCAUGCGGGUACUGGUUUUGCGCACGGGUGUCCUUCAUAACGACGACAAACAGGAGCGCAGCAGCAGCAGCUAUGGAAGUGAAUAUUCCUUCUCCUUCUCCUCGAUCGAUGCAUCCGAUCUCCAGACGGGGAGGUCGGUGACGGGAUCGCAACAUGUUUCAACAGAGCAAGAUGAGGAGGAGAAAGAAGAGGUGGAGAGGGAGAUGAUGGGAUUGCAACAAGAGGCAACAGAGGAGGAGGAGGAGGAGGAGGAGGAGGAGGAGGAGGAGGAGGAGGAGAAGGACGAUGUGAGAACGCUAAGGCGAGCAGGGACUCUAAUUCUGAGCGGCGGGGUGGAAGAAGUAGAAGAUAGGCUGGGAGAUGGAGGAGAUGAUUUGGCGGGAAAUUGUUGGUUGGACGAUGGAGAUGAUUUGGCGGGAAGUGGAGAUGAUUUGGCGGGAGAUGGAGAUGAUUUGGCGGGAAACGAUUGUGGAUUCGCCGGGACGGAGUUGCUGUGUGUGGUUCGUGCUUUGUUGAAGAAGCUGAGAAAACGAGUGCUGGUCGGUGAUAAGGUGUUGAUUGGAGGGAUUGAUUGGGUGGCGAAGCGCGGGAUGGUCGAGAGUGUUGUGCCACGUGGCACAGAGAUCGUUGACCCGCCGAUCGCCAAUGUGGAUAACGCUCUUGUCCUUUUCGCAUUCGACAAACCACACCUGGAAGCUCAAGCGUUAAGUCGAUUCUUGGUAUCUAUGGAGGCAACGGGAGUGGACGUGAGUCUAGCCAUCAACAAGCGAGAUACGGUGGAGAAGGAGGUGGUCUCCCAAUGGCAGGAGAGAUUAAUUGGAUGGGGAUACCCGGAGGUGGAUGUGCUAAGUGUCAUCCAAGGGAAAGGGGUUGAUGGGUUAAGAGAGAAGCUGAGGGGUCGUGUGACGGUUAUCUGUGGGCCAAGUGGGGUUGGCAAAUCUAGCCUGAUCAAUAGCUUGAGGGAGGGCAUCGCAGAAGGAGGAAGACCAAGUGGAGAGGUGGAUGGUGCAGCAGCAAUAAACGGGACAUGCUGGCCAGAUGGACAAGAAGAGAGGGUGGGAGAAGGAGGAGAAGGAGAAGGAGGACGAGGAGGAAUUGGGGAAGAGAGUCGGGAGGUAAUUGGUGGUAGUAAGUAUUUGCAGCCACUAAGAGUUUCUGAUGUGUCCGGAAGAAGUGGGCGAGGGCGGCACACCACACGGCAUGUGACAUUACUGAGGAUGCCAGGAGGAGGUCUUCUCGCAGACACCCCCGGAUUCAACCAGCCGACGCUGUCAUCUGUCACGAGCUCAGAGCUUUCAGAAUGCUUUCCUGAAGUACGCAUGAAGAUCGAAGCCAGUGGCAGCUCUCGUUGCGCGUUUGCAAAUUGUCUCCACGUUGGAGAGCCGGGAUGUAUCGUUGGCACCGACUGGGAGAGGUUCUCUCACUACUUGCAGAUGCUGGACGAGAUUAAGAAAAGGGAGGAGUCAGACAAGCGGACUGUGGGCACGAAGAAGGAGAGUGAAAUCAGAUACAAGACGGGCACCGAUGGCCUGAGGCAUGCGGAGCCGAAGCUUGUGCUGAAAAAGCACAGGAGGGUGUCGCGGCGACAGAACAGGCAGUCCCUUGACGAUGAAGUGUGGGAGGACUCACAUGAGGAAGAUGGCGACGGCGAGGAAUCAAUCCAGUCUUUGAGAGGAGGAGGAGGAGCAAAAAGAUGUGGUGGAAGGUGGUGGGUGAAAGACGAACGGAUGGGAGACGAUGAGAGGAAGCGAAUGGUGAAUGGCCAAACUGAAAUCGAGAGGGAUGAUGAGGCUGCUGACGAGUCGACGUCCCUGAUGCCAACGGAGAAAGUGAUGCUGAGGGAACAGGGCCAGCCAACUCAGACUCGGAGUCUGUGAAAGGAGUGCAGGCGCGGAGCGCUCUCCUCGUCUCUCCUCUUUCCUUCGUUGCCAGGGCUGCAGCGCCACUGCGGCGUUGUUCAUCAAUCCAUUCAUGACACCAGAAUCAUGCCGGAAAAUGUCACACCACAUCAGAUUCUUCGACCAUCGUAUAUUACAGGCGAAUGACCAACCUGCUGGUGCCUUAUUCCCUCCUGCACAGUCCUUACACAUGAAAAAAAGAAAGAGAAAAAGAAAAAAAAAAGAAAAAAAAAAGAAAAAAAAAAGAAAAGGAAAUACUGGCGACUGUCCUUGAUUGCUGUUUUUGCGUCCUUCGGCUACUAAGGACCCGCUAAAUGGAAGAUUUUAUAACUCCCAUGGGCACCACUCCAACCUCUCUUCAUCGCAGGUUCAUUCCAUAGGCCAGCGGCCCAGCGCGUUUGCCAGUCGUCUCUUGAUUGUAGCUAUAAAUUGAGUGGCUUGCCGCUUUUUCUUUCUUUCUUUCUUUCUUUCCGCCUCAUUAAUGAAACAAGUGAGAUGCG